Molecule: messenger RNA, 1146 nt
Organism: Echinostoma caproni
Lineage: Eukaryota; Metazoa; Platyhelminthes; Trematoda; Plagiorchiida; Echinostomatidae
Source: the annotation of a GenBank genome assembly
AUGCGCAUCCACACCAAUCUUCUCAAUCGAUCAGUGAGCAUGAGUGGGAAGAAGAAUGAUAUGGAAACUGUUCGUCCGGUUUCAGUUCCAAGCUACCGCUUGGCCGCGAUGAGAACAGGGAUAUGCGUGACAGGAUUCAUUGGAACUUACUUCUGUUUACAACAACGAAUUUCCCGAACCAAUCCACAAGUCACCUUGGUGAUUCGACGGCUUGCCGGUACCUUAUCCCUGGUCAGUUGUAUUCUGUGUCUCGUGGCCAGCAUCUUUUCCGGUCAGAAAGGCUCAUUGAUUGCCACUUAUGGGACUGAAUGUGUACCGUCCAAUCCGCGAUUGGCAACUGUGACUGUUUCCAAUGACACAGAUCCUCAGUCAACCGAAGAUCCUCAAUCCGGAUUUGAGCAACAAUGCUGCGUGGACGGUGCAGAUCGGGUUUUGGGACCUCUGUGUCAGUGUUUCAAUGUGAGAAACCAACUGAUGUGGAGCUACCGAGGUAUCACGUGUCGAUACUUGUUCUCGUCUGUGAAAGACUAUCUGAUCCUACAAUCGGCUCUAAUGGCAGUUGGCACAGGAGUGUGUCUCUGGUUUUGGGUCGUUCUGAUUGAACAAUUUCAACCGGUCCCGGACGUGGGCAGUAGCAGCUGUAGUGAACUACAGACAGCGAAAAAAUACAGCUUAUCCUCUGUGAAAAACUCGAUCGGCGAGACCACCACAACAUCGUACGAUGGAAAACGAUUUUCCAGCGAGACCCCAAGCGAUUCCAAACCCCGUGGACCGAAUCAUGCGCCCACUAUCGUGGUUGAUUCAACCGGUCAACCAUCGACCACAUACACCACGAUACUUUCAUCUCCACUGACCAAAACUAUCCCGGUUACCUGUUGCACCGAGAGUGUGAUUCGAGAUUCAAAGUUGAAUCGAUCCACCAGAUGUGUCACGGGAUCGCGUCUACUGGAUUCUCCAUCAGAAUCAGAAAUGUCCAGACAUUCCCGACAAUCGUUCUCGCAACAAUCUGCACCAGUACCAAACGGCUUGCAGAUAAAACCAGUUCCGGCGAUCACAAAAGAUGCCUCUGGAUGGACUCAGUCUGGGAGUACUUUUGAUCGCCGUGGAUCAGACAGUUCCCGAAUUCCAUGUGAAAUACAGAAAUAG